UUGAUUGGUUUCUCUCCGUUGCAAGACCGAGGGCGAGAGCCAUCCUUUUUUACGAAAACAUGAGCGUUGCAGUUGUUCCAUUGAGUUGCAGAGCCCCCUUAGGAGCAAGAAUUCUUCACACUCGUCCAUGGAAGAACUACCCCACUUGUUGGCUCCCCUUAUGGACACGUCCUUUGAAAGUUUCGAGUGCCAUUGGAGACCUGCAACCUACUCAGAUUAUAGAGGUCGAUGCUAUAGCAGCAGGAGAAGCCAUGGUUGCAAAAUCAGAGCUUGAGGUUAAUGGGGAUUCUCCUGAAGUUGUUGAAGAGUCCAUUAAAGAAGAUAAGGGAAAUGGGUUUCCUAAGAAAAGCUCAAACAAAGAUCGAAAGCCAGGGGAUGGGACCUUUGACUAUGAGAGGUUCACUUUGCGCAAUGGAAGAGAGGUUUACUUGGAAAAAGCUUACCUAGUUGGUGUUGAACAUAAACGUGGUGAAGAUGAUUUCUUGGGUAUAGAAGAGUCACUCGAGGAGUUAGCCCAACUGGCAGACACUGCAGGGUUGUUGGUUGUUGGCAGUACAUAUCAGAAGCUAGCCCAUCCAAAUUCACGAACGUACAUUGGAUCCGGCAAAGUUUCAGAAAUCAAGAAUGCUAUUCACGCCCUUGAUGUGGAGACUGUAAUAUUUGAUGAUGAGUUAUCAGCAGGGCAGCUUCGUAACUUGGAAAAGGCAUUCGGUGGCGAUGUUCGAGUUUGUGACCGAACUGCCCUAAUUCUGGAUAUCUUCAAUCAGAGGGCCGCAACUCAUGAAGCGGCUUUACAGGUUUCACUGGCACAAAUGGAAUACCAACUGCCAAGGCUGACGAAGAUGUGGUCCCACCUGGAACGGCAAGCAGGAGGAAGGGUCAAAGGUAUGGGUGAAAAGCAGAUUGAAGUGGACAAGCGCAUCUUACGAACUCAGAUUACUGCUCUGAGAAAGGAGUUGGAGUCUGUUCGGGAGCAUAGGAGACAGUAUCGAAAUCGUCGCGUGUCUGUACCUGUUCCAGUGGUAUCGUUGGUUGGUUACACAAAUGCUGGGAAAAGCACAAUUCUAAAUCGUCUAACUGGAGCUGAUGUACUUGCUGAGGAUCGCUUGUUUGCAACCCUGGACCCGACGACAAGAAGGGUGCAGCUCAAUAAUGGAAAGGAGUUCCUUCUUACAGACACUGUCGGAUUCAUACAGAAGCUACCAACAACCCUGGUAGCUGCAUUUAGAGCAACACUAGAAGAAAUUUCAGAGUCCUCUCUUUUGGUUCAUGUUGUCGACAUCAGCCAUCCUUUAGCACAGCAGCAGACAUGGGCAGUAGACAAAAUUCUCUCUGAGUUGGAUGUGGCAUCAAUCCCCAAACUUGUAGUAUGGAACAAGGUUGAUAAAACUAUGGAUCCUACUAAAAUCAAGAUGGAAGCUCUGGAAAGAGACCAUGUUAUUUGUAUAUCAGCUCUUAGUGGUGAUGGAUUAAAGGAAUUGUGUGAUGCAAUUCAAGGAAAACUGAAGGAUUCUAUGGUGUGGAUUGAAGCUUUAGUUCCUUAUGAUAAAGGAGAUCUCCUCAAUACCAUUUAUCAGAUUGGGAUGGUGGAAUGGACGGAGUAUAAAGAGCAAGGGACACUGAUAAAAGGACAUGUACCCCUUCCUCUUGCAAGGCAGUUGACUCCCAUGAGACAGCUAUGUAUAUCAUAAAUAAAUUUUUACUGGUAAGGCUGUACAUAAACUUCUUUGAGAAUAUUGUUUGAUAAUUUUAUGUAAAUUUGUACAGUUUCAGAUUAGCCUUUCUUUAGAACUUUGUGCCCUUGGAUGAAACCAACAAUCAUUGUGAUUAGGGUUUCAGGGUGCUGUGAAAUUAUCAUCGAAGAUCAGUCGCAUUUGACAUUUCAUGAAAAUAGCAUUGGUUAUGAUCAAAUAAUAUGAUUAUGAGAUGUGGUGUAACUGUGCUAUGUACCUUCUCAUUGCCA
Messenger RNA from Amborella trichopoda, 1963 nucleotides. Its product is annotated as GTP-binding protein, HflX. NCBI's taxonomy places the organism in Eukaryota, Viridiplantae, Streptophyta, Magnoliopsida, Amborellales, Amborellaceae. Gene Ontology annotation, cellular component: cytoplasm. Gene Ontology annotation, molecular function: GTP binding; ribosome binding. The record is from RefSeq and is a predicted model, not a curated record.